This is a messenger RNA of Porites lobata, 10884 nucleotides long. Lineage: Eukaryota; Metazoa; Cnidaria; Anthozoa; Scleractinia; Poritidae. The record is from the annotation of a GenBank genome assembly.
AUGACAGCGAAGUGUUUGAUGGCGACUUUCUGCCUAGCAAAAAUGAAGGAAAAGACCUAUAUGUUCAACGAAAAAAAUGCCAUAGAUCAGGGUAUUUUAGCCACAUCGAAAACUUUAGCUGUGAGCAAUGCAAUGUACCUUUUUGAAUAUCGAAUAUUGAAUAUCGAAGUGUGUAGCAGUCGUCAUGCGGACCACUGAGGAAACAGCCAUCACAUCCUAGAGAGUCGACGUUAGUAGUAUGAGGGGGCAUGUGGAUGAAAAAAAGUGAGGGGACGUCGGGGACAUCGGGGAUACUGGAAAAAACCAGUAUCACCGGCAAGUCAGUCAAGUCAAUCUGGUCUUUGUUCUGUAACCAUUUUUGCAGUUAAUUCUAUCGAGUGAAUUUCCAAAACCUAACUAAAUGUCCUAGCCCUAACUAAAUGUCCUAAACCUAACUAAAUGUCCUAGCCCUAACUAAAUUUGCUAAACCUAACUAAAAUCUGUUGGGCGCAGUGUUUAGACCUAAAUCAGUUGGGUGCAGUGUUUAGAGCUAAAUCAGUUAAAUCAGUGUAAAUUUACACUACGUCAACAGAUUAAACACUGCGCCCAACUGAUUUUUAGUUAGGUUUAGGACAUUUAGAAAGGGCUAGGACAUUUAGUUAGGUUUUGGAAAAUGACACUACGUCAACAGAUUAAACACUGCGCCCAACUGAUUUAGCUCUAAACACUGCACCCAACUGAUUUAGGUCUAAACACUGCGCCCAACAGAUUUUAGUUAGGUUUAGCAAAUUUAGUUAGGGCUAGGACAUUUAGUUAGGUUUAGGACAUUUAGUUAGGGCUAGGACAUUUAGUUAGGUUUUGGAAAUUCACUCGAUAGAAUUAACUGCAAAAAUGGUUACAGAACAAAGACCAGAUUGACUUGACUGACUUGCUGGUGAUACUGGUUUUUUCCAGUAUCCCCGAUGUCCCCGAUGUCCCCUCACUUUUGUUCAUCCACAUGCCCCCUUAUACUACUGACGUUUGGUUCAUCGAAGGUAUCUAUCACAAAAGAAUAUGUACACUUCUUUUUGAAAACAAUCGGUAUUAGUCCUUAGCCCUAAAUAUGUGAAUGCUGUGUCAGCAUCAGAGCAUCAGACUGAUUAUGUACUACGACAAUAAAAUGUGAGUUCUAUAUAAACCUAGACAUGUAGACUUACAUUAAAGUGACAGGAGUCACGGUACUUAAAGUAACGAAAAAAUCGGUUUUUUUAACAUUUUCAUUUCCUAAACCGCUAAUUUAUAACGAAGAACGGUAAUCCUUGGGAAAAUGGCAAGAUGACUGACCGUUAUACACAGGUUUGACAUCAUUAGGCUAAUUUUCAGAAUCUAAUGUAAAAGAAUAUGUAAGGAUUGCAAAUAACGACAAAAAUUCAAUAAGUUCAUUGCCAUCAAGAAGUAACAAAUAAUUUCAUCUUCUGAUUUUUAUUCUUUAUUUUGGUAGAGUAACAUGCAGGAAAAUGCCCUAUGAACCUAGCAAAUAAAUACCUCAACCACUCUCAAAAUUUUAUCUUACUCAGCCGAGAAAGAAAAGUUAAAAUUCUGACUUUUAAAAAAGGAUGUGCAUUCAAUGAACGUCCAGUCUAUAAUUAUUCUCAUGAUAAGUUAUUUAAACAUACAAUUACCGCUAUACACUGCACUGUGAAAGAUAAAUAUGACCGCUUCGUACACUGAGACGCUAGGAGCCUAGUGCAUUUCAGUUUUCAACUGUGGUCAAUAGCCCCUUUAAAGGUUUUUAAACUUUUGACAUGGACCAGUUACGGAAAACUUGCCAAGCAUAAAAGCGAUAUACGUCUAAACUAGCGAAAUAUACAUUGUAGCGCCGGAAAGUUGCGAAAAUUUACUGUCGUUUGUAUGAAGGGGGGCAAGUUUGUUCCCCCACCAUACAAGACGUCUGUAAAUUUUCGCGUCUUUGAGGGGCUAUCAGUCUUGCAAUUGGCUAGUUUUCAACAAAUGACUUUGUAUUCAAACUUGGCAGUUUUGAAAUUGAAAGGCGCUUUUUCCAGCGGAGGCCGUGAUGGAUCAUCCUUUACUUGUCCAUGCCAAAAGGUUGAAAAAAUCCGUUGAAAGGUCUAUUGUAUGACGAAUCGUCCCCAAGAACGAUUUGGAACAAUAAAUGUAACUUGUCUACAUUAUUCCACUUAAAUGAUUGAUGUUCCUUUCUCAAAAUAACGUUCUCUCUCCAGCACCCGGAAAAAGGCAGUGUUUUUAUUAGUUUGUGUGUAUACGGAUUUCCUUUGCCUAACGUGCUUCAACACCAGCAAACGUAGCAGGCAACAUACGUGAUAAAAUGUAUUAAACAUUGAAAUAAACCCCGGGAAUAAAUAGAGAGUCAGUUCUCUCUUUAUAACGAAGAAGACUUGUACGUACCAGUGUUUCGAAGUGCCUCCUAGGUGUACUAAUGCUUGGAUACGAAUGAUUGUCGUCCACUGAAUCUUUUCGCAUCCAAAGUCCAACAAGAUUAUCCAGCGUUCGUUCGAUUUAUUUGCUGCUUAUUUUUUUGUGAAGUGCGAAUCAAUGCCGGAAGUAGUGUCAAUCUCGAUGCUGCUGUGAAACCCGCCUCAGUUUCUCGUAGAAAACAUUAAAUGAGUCUGUUUGUCGUCUUUCACUUAUUUCCCAAAGGAGUUUAGUCUACUUAUUUUAAAACUGAACUUUAACGACACCACAGUGAAACUGUUUUUAGAGCUCAGUGAUGAAUCACUGAUUUAGGUUUGCAUUUAUAAAGACUUUAAUUUGUAUACGUUUGAACCAAUCAGAAACCUUUGAUCUGUUGACGUCAUUCUGUUCCAAGGCAGGUCACGUUGUAAAUAUGUUGCAGUUCAAUUUUGUUCUUGCUUUAAAUUUUAUUUUAUUUCAUAUUUGUUUGUUUUUAAUUUUUGGCAUGGCAACGUACAUUAAUCAAUUGUUGGUAAGUCAAGAUGUAUGGUGAGACCUGGGUGAGACUUUAAAAUUGUUUGUUUAUUGGAUUUCUCUCCAGUCUAUACAGUUCAGUGAAUAGUUUUAAAGUUUAAAUGAUAUACCCAUCCCCAAAAAAAAAAAAAAAAAAAAAAAAUUGAAUUCCCUUAUGCUGUCCCAAAAAUAUUUAACCUUUUGCUUUGUUGAAACAAACGUGGUUACCUUAAAAUAGAAACCAGGCCCCGUUAUUAAAAUUCAUGGAAGCAGCCUAAGUUUCUAAUGAUGAGGCUGGGGGCUAGGAUAAUGUUAUAUUUUGUAAUGUUUUCUUAUAGGGAAGAUAAUGAAGUUGCAGGACAUGCAGUUGCUUCAGCAAGAUUGCCAAUAGAGCAAGGGGUAAGUAGAUAUUCACAAGCUCAAAAGGUUCCUGUCAGUAUCCCAAUAUCAAAACCUCCCGAUAUUAGAAAAGAUAAAAUCACUUUUAUCAUUAGCACUGGAGAAGUUUUCUGCGGUUCAUGUUUUCAUUUGCUCCACGUCGCUGGCUGUUUUCGCAGGCUAUGUUUCCAUAAAGAAUGUUGCCGAAAUCAAUAUCCCAUAAAUCCUAUCGCAAGUUGUGACUUAAAAAAAAUUGCAGCUUUGAAUUUAUCUGUUUAGUACAUAUUCAAGUUUUGGCAUCAGCACAGUUAGACUGCCAGGACCCGCUUCGGUGAUAGUUGGAUGCUGGGACUCACAAGAAUUGUUUUUCGACGCAUUCAUUGAGAGACAACUUUUAACAAGAAAGUGACAAUAUCUCCUACGCUUGUUUAAAAAUAUGAUUUCCACUUUUUGCAGGCGAUCGGUGGUCAACAACCCAUUGAAGGAGUAUAUCUUCCCAUUCAUGAUGUAGAACAGACAGAACAUGGAUCUCAACAGCUUUUUAUUGGUCAACCUAACGCUGCAGGCAUUUAUAAUGGGCUGAUGGAUCACCAAGGGAUCUCACCAUUGCCAGUUGUGCCACCAAGAUACCCUGACCGUCUGAAAGAGAUACUUGUUGAGAAUAUGAAUUUUCAUCCAAUGCAGGAGGUUCACUUAUACCAGUUUCGAUCUCGAAGAGGUAGACAGCCGAUGCAGUACGCGGAGCAAACUAGAGGAAUGCAGUUCAGAGAUUGGUCCGAAGCUAGACCACCAGCAACUCAGAUGCACUGCGGGCGAGGACGGACUGUUCCAACUGAGUCGUUCGCUGGAAUCAGGUGCCCUAGAUCUGUCGAGGAGACCAGCCAAUUUCCGGAGCAGAAUCAAGGAGGUGAACGCAUGCGUGCAUCCAGUUAUCCACGACAGCUGACUUUGAACAGGUCAGUAUACGUCCUCAAAUUAAGCCAAACGCAUAUCCCAUCGAACUAAUUCGAGGGCUAGUUUAAAUUUUUCCCGAUCCUCUGGCCACGGGUAAGCAGUGCGUCAUGUUACACCUUGACUUGAUUGAAAUCGCAGUGGUUGGUUUUACAUCUCUAAUGAGCUUGCAGGAAUAGCAAAAUCAUGACGUAGUUUAAUAGACAGUUUAAUUUCUAUGAUCUUUGCUACCUAGCCUGCGAACGGCAGACAUUUUUCCUCGCUCAUCGCCGCUGAGGAACGUUUCGCGUUUCCUCCUCGCGAAAUUAAACGUCCCUCAGCGGCGAUGAGCGAGGAGAAACGUCUGUCGUUCGCAGGCUAUUUGCUACCUAGUUACUUAUUAAUACGCUGAAAGGGUCUUUUAAAGAAAGCCAUGAAAUUCUAAGUAAACAUCCGGAAAUUACAGCAGUUACAGGUCAUAAUGACUUCCAUAAACAUCGCACAAGCGUCAAAGUUUACUUUUUUAGCCAGUAUAGCAUCCAAGUUUGUUAGCGACUGUUUCCAAUUUGUCUUUUUCCCCGGGGGGGAGGGGGUAAUGCCAUAUAUGGGCUAUAUAGGUAUGUGCAGCUGUGAAGGGUAUGGUUUUCAAGCAGUUUAUUCUAGGAUAGGGUAUAUAAAUCAGAGCGUUUGGGUCUAGAAUAGGGUAUCAUUUUUCAGGAAACUGAUCAGUUGGUUGCAGAUUUUAUCUAGACUAGGUAAACAGCUACUCUAGGAUAGGGGGAUUUGGGAAGUUUACUCUAGAAUAGGGUAGCAAAAUUCAGCUGAACUUAGCUCUGGUAUAGGUUAAGGGUUCCGGGGUCCCAGCGGCACAUCCCCGCCCAGAAAUUCCUAAAGUACCCCCACCGGGGUCUUUUUCCCUAUGCCACAACUCAAAAACCGCCCUUACAAAACCAACCAGACUUUUACGAAAAAUGAAAUAAUCAUCCUAAAAUCGAUUUUUCUCUACAGGUCAAGUCCACCAGAGCCUUUGUUAACUAAAGGUCAGAUCUGUGGUGGAGAUUAUACUUGGAUUAUAGAGCAUUUCUCUCAGCUCCUCCAGGGUGAUAGUGAUGGAAUAAAAACAUCACUUGAUAGUCCUCCGAUUUACACUAGUUUGUGUGGAUACAAGUUCUUCAUGCGUAUCUACCCAAAAGGCGUUGAUGGUGGAGAUGGAAGACACAUUGCCCUUUUUGUUGGUAUGAUGAAGGGGGAUUUUGAUAACAGGCUCAAAUGGCCAUUUUGUGGACGAAUCUCCCUCUCCAUGUUGGAUCAAAGCAAUGAUGCUCACAGCCUCUGCAACGAUGUCAGUGGCACUUUCAUGGCCAACAGAAAUCUUGAAGCUUUUCAGAAACCCUCUGCCAGCGGACAAUACACUACCCUGUAUGGCUACGAGAAGUUUGCGCCCAUCGACACGGUUCGUUGCCCACAGUACUCCAAAGAUGAUGCAGUGAUGAUCAAUAUCGAGAUUCACAAAAAUUUCUAAACAUUUUUCAUAUAAGAACGUACAACUUCUAGGCUGUAAAAACUCCAUAAAAUGAUCUUCCCACUUUAUGAAUCAAAAUAGAUCCAAGUAGAAAAACUCCAACUGAGCUUCAAUGAUAAUCAUCACUUCUUGCAGUAAUGUUUCUAUACAGAAAUGUUAGUAAAUUAAAAUAUGUAGCCGUUAACUUUGCAUUAGGUCUUAGAUAGGUUUAUAAUUUGUUUUGAGGAUUAUUUUUACCAUUUUACUCAAUACUUUUCUUUUUGAAUAAUGAUAUAAACCUUAAGCCGAUAGGAGUCAGUUAUAGGCUCCUGCUAAGAGUAAUCAGCAUCAAAUUUCUCUGUUCAAUGUAAGUGCUUCAUAAAACAGAGGGAAAUCGAUGAAAACAACACCAGACAAGUUGGAAUUCCUAAACGUUCUCGAUCCCACUUGAUCCGUUUGGGAAAUGUACAAAAGACAACAAAUGAGGACCUACGUUUUUUUUAUGUGAGGGUUUAAAAGGCCUAUAAAGAGAAUACCGACCUCAAUAGAUUUCGGAUGUCCGCUCGAAAGAGAUGUCUACUUAAUACAAGUGUUUUUAUUGAAAGUUUGAGGAAAUAGUUCAUAUUCUCCAGUACACAAGUUUACGCUUACUGUAGUUGUGAGUUUCCUACAUAGGGAGAGGGGUGGUACCUGGCCCCAAAUAUUGUUACCAGUUUCCGCGACGUAAAUAUUCGUACAGUUAAAUGCCGCACAUGCAAAUACCUUCAAUAAAUAUAAUUUUGCAGCAUUGUCGCUAUAAGAGCCUUGGUAAUGUUCGCCCGUUCUUUACCGUGUGAGAGGAAAAUCAUUGUUUUAGUCUAAGUCGAAUGGAUUUACUGUACAGUCUAUUUCUUUUAGAUGUAACGCUAGAAAAUCGCCUAGCGUUAUUUUUGCGGAAGCGCAAAACUAGGCCGUAGGUUUGAGUAGGUAGUGUAGUGUAUCAGAGACAGUGGGGGAAGUUUCCCGUUAUUUUCUAAGUGAAAAGUUAUAUUCCGCAAUGUAGUCAUAUAGUGUAUACCUGCAAAUAUAAUGAAGGGGGUGGCGAAAAGUUUUCUUGAAAUGUUACGUCAUUUUAACAACAUCGGCACCUGUCAGUUUACGUUGCAAUAAAGGAGGUGAAAGCGCGCUUUUGCCUCGAGGUAGUGGUGCUUGCCGUGGAGAUAUUCUCAAUUGCCAAAAGGUUGGAUGUACCCUAUGAGCAGAGUCUCCUAGGAAGAUCGAAGGAGACUCUGCUCGCAGGGUAGGUUUGGUGGAGAUCUUCAUAGAAUAAUAAAUUCCCUUAAAGACUAAACUUUGUUUUCUUUCGCCAUCCCUAUUUUAUGCUAAGAAAAAUGCUAUCGUUAAGUUAAAAAGAGAGUGAAAAUGCUCAGCUAUUGAGUAGUAGUAGUAUCGGUUGCACUUGUAUAAAAUCAAUAAAGUAAACGUGAAACGUUGCGCAUUAUUUCGAAUUAUUUUUUUGAUCAUUUGAUUGCAUAAUGUAAGGAGCCUGUGUUCAAUACAUUUUUUGGGUGUUGCGUUGUCGUGCUAGCUGUUGAAACUUGCCCCUGAGUAUUUCUCUUUCUCUGGGCGUUAUUACUCGCUGUUCUUGUGGGUGCUUGAGCAUUGAAUAAAAACAGAGAGGGAAAAUAUGGAAAAUCAAAAUGAUAAAGCUUGGGAAGCCUGUGAAAUGAGCCCACGUUUAACAACGGUAAUCCAAGAUGGCGGCCAUGUCACGAGAAGGUCAGUUGUAUUUUUUAUUUUUAGAUUUUGAUUCUUCAGGAAAGCGUUUUUCCUAUAAUCGCGGUCAUAAUAAUAUGGUGUUUUUGUACUCAACUCAUUUUUGUCUUUAUACAGUGUCAUGGUACCAUCAGACGAAACAUCUUCGUGUGUGGGUUAAAUCACAGCGAAAGCCAGUGUAAGCUUGCUUUAGUUUUACAAAAACUAAAGAAGAUGUCUUCUACAAGUAGCAGUCGUCUUUGUAACUGCUUCCGUUCGAUGUGGACUUCAACAGUGCAGUGUAUUGUGUCACAGGAUGAGAGUGUUAGGCGGAGACGACGCUUGUUGUUGGGGAUUGUUGUUUUACUGAUGGUGGACGUUCUUUGGGUUGGCUCGUCAGAACUGACAGAUGUGAGAACAAAUUUAAUACUACUUAUUACUACUCUAUUACCAGAUAGCGUACGAAAAUUACCUCCAAAUACUUAAAAGGAAACCUUUUCAUCAGAACAUUACAAUAAAAAUUAAUAAAUGGUUUGCAACCAUAUCAUCUGGCAAGGCUACUAUGUUGGUGGACAAUACAAAAUACAUAUUUUCUUUACAGAAAAUUUGUAUGAGAACAGGGUUUAAAGUUCCCAGUAGAGAGAAAAGCUUUUGUUAUUGACCAACAAGAUGUUUACCAUGAUGUCGUCAUAUGUAAACCAGCUGAUAUGGUUGCUUUUAUCAGGGGUGGAUCAUUAAUUAGAAAAGUUAUGGAAGGGGUGGGAACGUUUUUGAGCUGCAUGAUUUUUUUUUGUUAACAUGUCCAUUAUUUCUUUAGUCUUUUUUUUCCUUGAAUUAAUUUUGCAUGUGUGUUCUUGUAAUCCUCUCCACCCCACCCCAUCCCACCUCCUCCCAUAGCUUUUCUAAUGGUCUGCCUAAUAAGUAGAAGUAUCCAUGGCAAGAAGCUGGUUGGACUGUGCAAAUAACUAAUAAAUAAUCCAUUUUUAUUGAGUUGGUUGGGGUUAGAUUAUGUCCUCAAUACAGGCUACCAACCACACAACCUCUCUACCUUUCCAAAAACAAAUCUGACCCCUUUGCAGUGGCAUUUUCAAACCAAACUAAGGCCCAAAGUCCUGAAAAAAAAAUUUUAGGAGACUGCCCCCCCCCCGCCCCUCCCCCCCAUCUAAGAGUCUGGAUGACCGGUUCCCUGUUAUCUCAAAGUCUGGAUCUGGCACUGCUCUGAACAAAUUUUUGACACAGCUUUAAUGAAAACAAAAGUUUGCUUUCCACUAGACCAGGGCUCGAAGUUAUCUUUUUAGUGCACUUGCAAAGUUUUGCUAGUAAGAUUUUUUUCGACUAGCAAACUGGUGAGACCAAAAGCAAUUUAUUUCCCUUUGUUUGGGAGACAUGGAUAAUUCUAACUCGCAAUUGUUUGCUAGUGGAUAUUUUUCUUACUCGCAGAUUAUCAAAAUCACUCGCAUUUUGCGAGUUUGCGAGCGUUAAUUUCGAGCCCUGCUAGACAGUGAAUAGUUACCAUUGCUGGCAUCGCAAAGUUGGGUAAAUAAGAAGUUGAAUGUGUAAGUUAAAGAUUCUUACACUCUCUCAUAUCUGUCAAAAAUCCAUGUUGCCCAGAUCUCCAGUACAUCCAUGAUGAUUACAAUCUUGUUUAUGUCUUAAUCAACAUUCUCACUGCUUUUUAUGGUUUACACAGAAUUAGGAAUUUAGUUUUCUGCUAUACUUACAUCUAGUUUGACCAAAACCUUUUUCUCUGCAGUUUAUUUUCAAAUAUGAAGGAUUUGACAAGCCUUUUUUCACCACAUUCUUCAAGACAUCAUCAUUUAUGAUAUAUUUGACUGGAUUUCUUUUUUAUCAGCCAUGGAGGCUUCAAUGCAUUACAUGCUUAAAGAAUGAAACAUCCUCAAAUGUAAGUGACAAGAAAGAACAUGAUGAUCUCUAUGCAGAUCCUUAGAUUAUUAUUUGCCAUUUGCACAGCUCCCAUAAAACACCUUGUUUAUCUCCCAAUUUUUGAAAUGUUUGUAAUUUUUCCAAUUUCUUGUGAGAUGACUGUAAUACCCAGGUGGAAAUUGAAACAAAGGGUGUGCAACUUUUGGCGGGGGGAGGGGGGCCGUGGGGGAAGCAAAUAAGGUUUAUUUGGGGUGAUGUGCAAAUUGGCAAAUUAAACUUUCAAAAUAUUUUUUUUCAUAUUUAGGGGGGUCACCACAUUUAAGUUCACAUGCAACGUAGAGAAUCUGUUGGUUAAUUCAAGGUCACAUAGGGCUUGUUAUUGGCAUCUCUUAAUUUUUUUCACUUGAGAAUGCAGCUGAUUCCUUAUCUUGAAUAAUCAAUUACCUCCUGUUUCGUUCAACUCUCUAUUAUAAAAUCUAAAACCUACUUCUUAUUCUCAGUCAAAAUCUGUGAUCUUACCCUAAAAUUUUUAAAGCUCCCCCAAAUAUGAACCAAUUUCCUUUCCCAGGAGUUAGAAAAGUGGAUGAACUGCUAUAGCAUUUUGUCUGGACAUUUUUUUUUUCAGGUCUUGGUAUCUGCUGUAAAUCAAGAUAGUGAACACACAUCUCUUUUAAACUCACCUUCAUCCUCAGGGGAAACUACCCCAAUCCGAAGACCACUAAUGGUGAGUUGCAUCUUUUUAAACUUUCAAAGGAAGCCACAGUUAAAAUUCAACAAAUUUCAUAAAUUUCAUGUUACAAAAUGCUGAAAUAGAGAGGUUUCCCUUGUACGGUGACGGUCACUUCAUAAAAUUUUGUGCAAAGACUCAAAAUUAUAACAACUUACCAUAUAUUGAUAAAAUAAAAGAUUAAAUUAAUAGCAAAAUAAAUGACUCUCUACCCCCUAAUGGUACCUACUACUUGUCAACUGUUUUAGUAACAUCUCUUGACACUCUCCCAGUAAACAGUGUUGAAAUAUCCGGGUGAAACAAAUUAAUGAAAACCAUCGGUUUCAUUUUAGUAACAAUGGUUAAACUCUGUUUGCCUGUGGCCUGCAGUCUUCAUUACUGUCUUUUGUUAAUUGUCAGAAUGAGCCAACUUUUGAAGAAAUGACAGAUGAAGACAUUUCAACCAGCCGAUCAGCUGAAGUAGCUAGUCGUUCCUUUGAAAUAAUUCCAAGUAAGUUAAAAACACAUGCCUUGGAGAGAGAUUUACCUAGUGCUCAGUAAUAGUCUGGGUUCCCUGUGACUCACAUCCAACAUUGUCAUUGUUUAAAUUUAAAGUAAAUUAAUGGUAACUUGUAAUCACAUGCAUGGCACACUAUCAACUGCAAAUACUUUGCAAAAUCAGAUAACAAAAUUAGGUAAUUUUACAAGUGGUAAUCAAGCGAAAAAUAUUUUGAAUAUUGGUCACUUGCUUUAAUACACUCUUUAUCUUAACUAUAUAACAGGACCUAGGCGGGUGACAUUUAGCAGUGUGAGAGAAGUGCGGCAAUUAUCAGGUAAAUACAUGUAA